Molecule: messenger RNA, 2687 nt
Organism: Sciurus carolinensis (gray squirrel)
Lineage: Eukaryota; Metazoa; Chordata; Mammalia; Rodentia; Sciuridae
Product: polyadenylate-binding protein 1-like 2
Exons: 1
Coding region: 574-1176 (200 amino acids)
Cellular component (GO): nucleus; ribonucleoprotein complex; cytosol
Molecular function (GO): poly(A) binding; poly(U) RNA binding; mRNA 3'-UTR binding
Source: RefSeq, a predicted model, not a curated record
CUCGCCAGUUCGGCUAGCUCCGGGGCCCCCUUCCCCAGCUCCCGCUCGCGCCCCCCGGCCCGGGUUCCGGCACCCACCGGGCCUCCUGCCCUCUCCCGCCUCUCCGCCCACUCAGUUCGCGGGAAGGGAGGUCGCGGCAGCGGCCCGGUGGCAGCGGUGACCGUGGCGACAGCGGCGACAGUGGCGGCGGCGGUGGCGGCGGCGGCGGCGGCGGCGGCGGAGGCUGCGGCGGCCACCGUGGCGGAGGCGGUGGCGGAGGCCUCCGUGGCGGAGGCGGAAGCAGAGGUGGAGGCCGAGGUGGAGGCCGAGGCCUCGGGAGAGGAGGCAGAGGCGGAGGCCACCCUGAGGGAGGCGGCGGCCGCCCUGGCGCGCGAGGAGGCGGAGGCCGCCCGGGCGGCAGCGCUGGUGGCAGCGGCGGAGGCCAGCGCGGCCGCGGCCGCCGCCGCCGCAGCGGAGGCUGCGGCGCCCCCCUUGGGGGAGUUGGAUGCGGAUGAGGAGGUGGCGGCGGCGUUGGCCGCCGCGGAUGCAGAUGCGGAGGCGGGCGGGGGCUCGGAAGGGAGCCCAGAUUUUCCCAUGGCCUCGCUGUACGUGGGCGACCUGCACCCUGAGGUGACCGAGGCAAUGCUGUACGAGAAGUUCAGCCCAGCCGGGCCCAUCCUCUCCAUCCGCAUUUGCAGGGACAAGAUCACCCGCCGCUCGCUGGGCUACGCAUAUGUCAACUACCAGCAACCGGUGGACGCCAAGCGAGCCCUGGAGACCCUGAACUUUGAUGUCAUAAAGGGCAGGCCAGUGCGCAUCAUGUGGUCCCAGAGGGACCCCUCGCUCCGCAAGAGCGGGGUGGGCAACGUCUUCAUCAAGAACCUGGGCAAGACCAUCGACAACAAGGCGCUGUACAACAUCUUCUCGGCGUUCGGCAACAUCCUCUCCUGCAAAGUGGCCUGCGACGAAAAGGGGCCCAAGGGCUAUGGGUUCGUGCACUUCCAGAAGCAGGAGUCGGCCGAGCGGGCCAUCGAUGCGAUGAAUGGCAUGUUCCUGAACUACCGCAAAAUUUUCGUCGGGAGAUUCAAGUCGCAUAAAGAGAGAGAGGCCGAAAGGGGAGCCUGGGCCAGGCAGUCCACCAGUGCUGACGUCAAGGAUUUCGAGGAUGACACCGACGAGGAGGCCACCUUGCGAUGAAGACAUCCCAGGAGCGAGCCAGCAGAGCCAAAUCUUGGCUCCCACCCGGUUUACAAGCCCCCCACCCCAACCCACCAGCAGUGUAUUGUAUUGGGAGUGCAGGUCUCUCUCUCUUCCCACCACCUCCCUGUCCCCAUCCCCCUCCCCGCCUCUCCUCUCUCCCCCUCUCCCCACUUCCUAGCUUCUCCCUCCUCCUCUCCUUUUCUGCCCUCUCCUCCCCCACCCCCCACCCUGCCAAGGGCGUCCUGAACAACCCUACUAAUCUGUGCCAUUUGAUAAGUUAAAGGCUGCCUCUUCUUCCCGUGGUUUGGUUAGUAAAAGCAUUUUCUUUCUCUCUUUGUUUACUGCACAGGUGAUACAAUUUCAUGGUAGAACUGUCAGAAAGGAGAAGGAAAUCAGAUGAGAGAUGAGAGAAAAACCAAGAGAGUAAUUGCUCCCCAUGAUCCCACUACCCAGAGAGAACCACUUUUACCUUUUUGGUGUGCUGUUUUUCCAGGCUCUCUUAUCUCCCUCCCUCUCACCCUCACCCUACCUUCCCUCUCUACAUACUGUCGCAGAAUGGUUCAUGUAUGUGGUGUUUCUUAACCUGCUUUUUCAGCAACUAAAACCAAACAGAAAUCAACCCAUUGAACUCCUUUCCGUGUUAUUCAACAGGCUUAUGAAACAUCAUCAUCAGUGCCUGCAGAGUGCUCCUGUGUCUCCAUGGACCUUAACAUUUCUGUAGUCAUUCCCGCACUGUUGGACAUUCAGGUGGUGCCUAGUUCUUUCCCUGUGUUUUAAACCAACACUGCGCGCUCUGAUGAGUGAAUCCUUCCUUGUCAAGCCAAAUCUUUGCUAGCAUCCUGGAUGGUCUCCUUAACUGUGGACUCGCAGGAUCCACAUAUAGACAUUUCAGAGACUUUUCCUGUGUGUUACCAAAAGGCCCCCCCCUUCAUAAGCAUUGUGCCGAUUUGCACUCGUGCCAGCCAGCGCAGCUAGUAAAAAGAGUAUGCCCAUUUUCCUUGCAUAGUCUCCUGGUCACUGUAACUGGGGUGUGUGCGUGCGUGCGUGUUUGUGUGUGAGAGACUGUGUGUGCACACGUGCCCACGCACGUGCACAUUUGUGUGCGUGUCUCUUGUUCAGCUCCGAUGGGCUGCAAAUGGUAUUUCGCUGUCCUUGGUUGUUUUGCUGGAAUCGAACACUGUUAAUCACCCUUUCCCCCUGAGUCCACUUCCUGUCCUCUUCCCUGUUGUCAGAAAAAUAAUUCAGCUUCACUGCAGGAAAAACAAUCACAAAGCAGACAAAUUAGCAAGAAAAUUAAUGUCGUCGGUUAUCAAUCCAAAUGACUACCCAUGCUUCCUGAACCAUGUUCAUCUGUACCUACCCAGUAUUUUUCAUGUGAUAUAUAUAUGUGAAUUUAAUGUAUAUACUGUUUCAAUAUCUGCUUUUUCACACAUGAGAGUAUAAUAUAGAUUAUGGACAUAGAUGUAUAGAUAUUCUUGAAUUUCCUUCAUGUCAUUAAAUAUUCUUCU